Molecule: messenger RNA, 3000 nt
Organism: Leptopilina boulardi
Lineage: Eukaryota; Metazoa; Arthropoda; Insecta; Hymenoptera; Figitidae
Product: kinesin-like protein KIF23
Exons: 15
Coding region: 191-2773 (860 amino acids)
Biological process (GO): microtubule-based movement
Cellular component (GO): microtubule; kinesin complex; nucleus
Molecular function (GO): ATP binding; ATP hydrolysis activity; microtubule motor activity
Source: RefSeq, a predicted model, not a curated record
CCCAUACCUGUUUAUAGGGCUACUCCUCACAUUUUAAAAAUUUGAAGCCGUUUGUUUACGUGUAACGACUUUUAUACAUCCGGAUAAUGGAGUAAUACUUAAAAGAGUGAACAAUAUAUUUUAAAUUAAUAAACAAUAUAGGGGUGACUAAAAUAUUUCUUUGUAUUUGCAAGGAGUAAAAUUAGAAAAAAUGAAAUCCGCGCGCUCUAAACCACCGACAUCGGCUCGAAAGCCAAUCAGUCGAACCCGGUUCAACAACAAUAACAACAUGCAAUGCAAAGAUCCUGUGCAAGUUUAUUGUCGUUUGCGUCCAAUGCAAUUUCCAACAGACAUAUCUUGCAUGAAAGCCAUUUCAGAAUCAACAAUAGUAAUUACUCCUCCAGAGUCAGCGACAAACUUUCGCUCGACAACUUGCAAAGAAAUACAAACAACCUUUACCCGUGUCUUUCAUUCCGAUGUACCUCAGCGAGAAGUCUUUAAUAUAGUUGCCCUUCCUCUUGUCGAAAAUCUAAUUCAAGGCAGAAAUAGUUUACUCUUUACGUACGGAGUUACUGGAAGCGGGAAGACUUACACAAUGACAGGAGAACCACAAGAAAGUGGAAUAAUGCCUCGAUCUUUGGAUGUUAUUUUCAAUAGUAUUGCUAAUUAUCAGGCAAAAAAAUUCGUUUUUAAACCUGACAAACUCAACGGAUUUGACGUACAAAGCGAAACUGAUGCCAUGCUGGACAGGCAAAAUGAACUGCACGCGGGAUUGACGACUCCACGAAAUGGGAAGAUUAAAACACGUAAAGCCGAUAGUGAUAGUGACAGUAAUCCAAUGAUUUUUCGAUCCGCUGAAGAAUCUCAAAUAAUACAGGUGGAUCCUGAUAACGUUUACUCGGUUUUCGUUACAUAUGUGGAAAUUUACAAUAAUAGCGUAUACGAUCUAUUGGAAGAAGAUGAAGUUAGAGCAAAAACUCUACAAAGUAAAAUCGUCCGAGAAGAUGGCAAUAAAAACAUGUAUGUUCAUGCUGUGACUGAAGUUGAAGUAAAAAGUACAGAAGAAGCUUUCGAAGUUUUUCAAAGGGGACAACGAAGGCGGCGAGUCGCUCACACCGCACUUAAUGCCGAGUCAAGCAGAUCUCACAGUGUCUUCACUAUUAGACUUGUGCAGGCUCCUUUGGAUUGUGAAGGCGAGCAAGCGAUUCAAGACAAGCGCGUUGUUUGUAUAAGUCAGUUGUCAUUAGUAGAUUUAGCUGGAAGUGAGCGAACGAAUCGCACAAAAAAUACAGGACAACGUUUACGAGAAGCAGGAAACAUUAAUAAUUCCCUGAUGACUCUAAGAUCAUGUUUAGAGAUUUUACGAGAAAAUCAGACACAAAGUACAAGUAAAAUGGUACCAUAUCGUGAUUCAAAACUGACGCACCUUUUUAAAAAUUACUUUGAUGGAGAAGGGCAAGUCAGAAUGAUAGUGUGUGUUAGUCCAAGAGCAGACGAUUAUGACGAGACAAUACAAGUGAUGAAGUUUGCGGAAAUAACUCAGGAAGUUCAAGUUGCAAGAGCGCAAGUUACGAAAUUUGAUUUAGGCUUUACACCUGGCAGACGCCAAGCAAAUAAAUUAUUUAAAGAAGCGCGCAGUCGGUUAGAGAAGGAAGGAAAAGCAGAAGCAGCUGAUUUGGAAGUUGACUUAGGUCUUGUUUACAGUCUUGGAGGUUCUUUCCCGGAAUUGGAAGUUAAUAAUCCUCAUAAUGAUCAAAUUAUCACAGGCUUAAUGCACUUUCUGGAGCAGAGAAUUAAUAAGCGAAAUAUACUUCGUGCAGAUCUUCAACAAAAACAAACUGACUUCAGGAAACUUCUGUUAUCAAUGGAACAAGAAAAUAUGAGUUUAAAAGUGGAUAACGCGUCUAUAAAAGCCUCUCAUGCACAGCAAAAGAAAAAGGUUUCUGCUCUGGAAGGACAUUUGUGUAAAACAGAAACGCAGAUUGAUAGUUUACUUCGUAAAUUGAACAACGCCAAUGAUACGAUUAGAGGUUUACAACAGGAGUUGAGAGACAGAGAUAUGGCGCUUAAUCAACGAAUCAUUGAUAAACAGAGAGUAAAACAAAAAUACAACACGAAAUUUCAGCAAGAGAAGGAUCAUAUGACUAGAGAACUAGAAAUAAAGUUACGAGCACAGCGCGAGCAUCUUCAAAAUCAAAUGAAAGAAAAAGAAGAUAAAUUACGACUUGUGACGAAAAUUUUAGUUGACGAUAAUGGAUUGAGUUCAGCCAGAAGUGAACAAAAAGAUAUAAUUCCAGUUCUCCCAAGUGAAGCAGGAGAUGUUUUAUCUAUAAAAACUCCCGGUGGAAAAGACGUUCGAUCAAGAAGAGAUAAAUAUCCAGUUGCAAAUCCAAGAUAUCGAAGAUCUCAGAGUGCAGACAGGUGGGUGGAUCACCGACCUGGAGCUUUAGUUCCUGUCGACACGGUUCUUCAGCCUCUAAUGCGGAGAAGAAGAAGUAUAACAAAACUAACGAGUCCUAAAGAAAUAACAGAAGGCGCCUCUAAAUAUUGUCUUAUCGCUCAAAAUCAUGAUUCUGAAGGAGAACUUGAAACUAAGCUCUACAAAGGGGACAUUGUUCCAACAAGUGGUGGAGGAGCUCAAGUAGUUUUCAACGAUGUUGAAUGUCUAAAGCAAAUGUCUCCAACGGGCAACAGGAAACGCAGUGUACCUCCAACGUCUUCUCAGACAAAUACUCAAUCUAAUUCCGAACAGUGCUUUACUAUUGAGUCUAAUUCUAAGAAACCACGGGUGUAAACUUAUUUAUUAACCAGCUUUAGUACUGAUGAAUUUCUCAACGAUUUGUUCAAUCGUUUUUUAAAAUUUUUUAUAUUUUUUUAAUCAAGUCAAGAAGAAUAGGAUCUUAACUUCCGCAAGGAAAGUCGAUAUUAAUUAACUCUAGAAAAUAUUUAAUUAUAAAUUUUUCUUAAAUUAAGGAAAAAGUAAAAACUAAAUAAAUUCACUUUGAUGAAUUAAAAAGACCA